AUGGCGUCAAGAGGAAGUAGUCGAAGUAGCUCAGUGAGCUCUUCCAAUGAGAGGUCGCUAAAACAGUCGCUAAUAACAAAUGGAGGUCUAAUAAAUAAAGCUGAGCCGAGGUCGAGGAAAAGAAAAUCACCUUCUCCAAUGGAAUCCACAACUCCAAAGGAUGUAGGCAGCAAGAGGAAGUCUGCCAGGAUUGCACAAAUUGAAGAAACUAGUACACCAACGCUAUCUGCUAGUCCGGAGAUUCGAGAGUCGUUGCGUAUAGAUCUGGAUCUGCAUUUGAAUCUGGAUAGUGUUGAGGAAAAAAUUUCAACCAAUGGUAAUGAGUUCGUUGAGCCACCACUUGCGCCCCCAUCUCCGUCAUACACGGGGUUACCGUUGGAGGAGUUUCCGACGGCAAAGAUAAAGAAGGAACUGUUGUGGCCGAUCAAAAAGAAGAGUAAAAGCAAAGAGGCGGAGUCAAUAGACAAUGGUAAUUAUAGUAGCAGUAACAAAAACGGCAACAUUAGCAACAACAACAACAACAACAACAACAACAACAACAACAGUGGCAACUCCAACUCCUCCAAGAUGGCAUUGAGUCAAAAUCCAUCGAUUGAAAAUGCUACAAGUAUUGAACAAAAGUAUAUCAACCAUUUGCAAACACCGCUUUCUGACGAAAUUACCGCUCCAAGCACAAUAAGAGGUUCCCUUGAUACAAGCUCGCGGCCGAUACGGCAAACAAAAUUGAAGUUGACAGUGAAAACGCCGAAGCAGCACAUUCAAAAGCACACAGUAUCGCCAUCUUCGUCAAAUAACGAUACCAAAGUUGAUAAAAGUACACCCAAAAAUGUGCUCAAGAAAAUAAAAAUCAUCUCCCCGCAAAAGACAGAUGCCAGCACUAAACUUUUGGCACCAAAUACCAAAAUCAAAAAUGAAGCUGAACACCAUCAACACCAACACCAGCACGCACAAGAGGAAGACACGCAUAAAGAUAAUGAUGAUUUCUGUUUUUCGUGCGGACGACCAGGAAUUUUUAUAUGUUGUGAAACUUGUCCGAAAUCGUUUCACUUCACAUGUUGCGACCCCCCUUUGGAGGAGCCACCUGAGGACGAUUGGUUCUGCCAUGAGUGCGUUGCGAAGCGAAACGCGUCAUUGUUACCCAAUUGGAAAGAUAUUGGAAUCUUUGGUAAAUUGUUGAAUAAUUUGCAAACUCGAAACCCCAAAGCGUUUGAGUUGCCACGAGCGUUGCGUGAAGAUACGUUUAUAGGUGUUGAGACAGGUGAUUUUGGCGACUACGCUGAUGAUUCCGAAAAACCCGAUAUACCAGCAAGUAAACGUAAUGGAAACCAGUUGCCGGGUUUUAACCGAGAUCCCGACUUGGAGAUAGAAACGUUGUAUGAUGGAGAUGGAAAACCCAACUUGUGUCACAAAUGUAAAGAAUCAGGACUCAACCAUAGGACAUUGAUCAAAUGUGACUAUUGCCCCUUGAUAUAUCAUAUCGAUUGUCUUGAAUACCCGAUGUUUGGUCCCAAAACAAUUGGCGAUAAAUGGCGUUGUCCAAACCAUGUUUCAGACUUGUUGCCACGUGGCUUGCCGCAAUUGAGGCAAUAUAAGAAUACAGAAAUUGUUGAAAGUUCAUUGCAGACCAAUUUCUUGAGGAUGAUGGCAUUGGGAAACUUUGUAGUGAAAUUUGAUUCUGAGCAGUAUCUCAAGGAUAAUCAUAACCACAAUAAUGGUGGUAGCAAUAGUGCAAGAGCAAAAACGGAGAAUGCGAAUUCGGACAGACUUGCUACUUUGCACUCAUUGUCUGAUUGGGGUAGUGACCUUAAUGCCAUCCAUCCCGAGUUUCAACCUAGUUUGAAUGUCGGCACUAUUGUCACCAAAGACGGUAUUUGCCAGCCAACUCCGUUGCUGAAACUGAAAAUUACACCUAUCUCGUCAUCUUCAAAAUCAAGAAUAUAUAGGAUUCCCGAAAAACUGAUAAUCAUGGACUUUAUGAGCAAAGUUGAGAAAAAGGAUAAUGCUAUUGAUGCUUACACGGAGUAUGAAUAUCUCAGCCGACUAGAACAAAACCCAGCCGAAAAAGAAAUAAUUGAUUCCCUUUAUUCCAUUCAUAGCAGACAGAGGCAGCUUAAUUUUGAAGCGUUGCUAAAAGCUGCGCAGUUGAAUUUAACGGAAAACUGGAAAGUAGAAAAGGAGCAGGAGAAGGAGAAGGCGAAGGAGAAGGAGGAGGAGGAGAAGGAGGAGAAGGAGGAAGAGGAUAGGACGGAAGAUGUUUCUAAUAUUAGUAAAGACAAAAGCAUCCAUGAAAACAAUAUCAAUCACAACGAUACAUUAUCAUACAAAGAGAUUCAGGAUUUGAUCAAGAUCAAAAAACUCAUGGAAAUCAAGGGCCAGGAUAGUUUAUUAAAAUUUCUUCAAUCCAAAUAA
Molecule: messenger RNA, 2409 nt
Organism: Lodderomyces elongisporus
Lineage: Eukaryota; Fungi; Ascomycota; Pichiomycetes; Serinales; Debaryomycetaceae
Exons: 1
Coding region: 1-2409 (802 amino acids)
Biological process (GO): regulation of transcription by RNA polymerase II
Cellular component (GO): Rpd3S complex
Source: RefSeq, a predicted model, not a curated record